AUGGCUGCGACAACGCGCCGGCUGCUCCUACAGGGCAGCCUCCUUCUGAUCGUCUUCGUCACUUUGCAAGAAGCGGAAGCAGCGAUGUUCAACGAACCCAUCAAUCCGAAGGAGUACCGCGCCCGAGGCGACGUCGGAGUCGCUCAGCCGCUCUUCAGAAGCGCCAGCCGGUGGAUGUCCGGCGCCAGUAACGAAGCCGGGGUACACCAGCAAGCCAGUGAGGGCGGCAGUGGCGACACUCCAGCGCACCAGCAACCAUCUGCAAGCGCCGCGCAAGGUAUGCCCCUAGCGGAGCACCAGACCUCACUUUUAGCCGAGCAUGACAAUGUACGUGUGAGCGACAGCGAACAGAGGCACCCUCGACACGGUCGCGCGUUCGUCAUAACAGACCAAGAAGGCGACAGCAACAGCAACGGUGCCCCCGUCGGACCUAGCGUACAGCUGCAGCAGCAACAACUUCAGCAGCAGCGAGCGGACGAUAGCUUCCUUGACGAAGUCAUUAAAAGCGUUAGGGUGGGUAGACCCGGCGUGGGAAGCGCCGCUUUAAGGCCCGUCGUCUUGUCUGAUCAAGGUGGCCCUGUCUUAAACGCGGCCGGUGCCCUGGCUUCUGUUAACUCGACUAAGCUCUACAACGUGAGCAACGCCCAGAAAGUGGUUGGCGACGAGCAUCCCAUGGAGUUGGGCAAGGUGAAGAUCCGGCCUGCGCACGUCGUCCUCUCGACCAACGACACGCUGCAGCUGGAGUGCUUCGUCGGCUACAACACGCACGCGUCAGUCUCGUGGACGCUCAACGAUCGCGUCCUGCUCGAGGUGGACGAGUCCAAGAUCCAGACCAUAGACUACAAAGGCGUCAAGGUCAUGAUCUCCUCCAUCCUCAUCCGCAACGUGCUCAAGCUGCCCACGUUCAAGGAGAUCUACGUCUUCAAGUGCAUCUACCUGUUCGACGACGAGAUGCAGACAGCUCAGAGCGUAGUGCACGCGCGCGUCACCGACGACUGCCAGACGGACCAGGAGUGCGCGCCCAGGAACGCGCGCUGCAUCAACAGUCGCUGCGCGUGCGCGAGCACGCAGUACCCGGUGAAGCUGCAGUCCGUUCACACCACGUGCCGCGUCGAAGCCUUCCUGGAGACGGAGUGCCUCUACGACGAGCAGUGCGAGAACGUCGAACCCAAGAGCGAGUGCACGGUUCACCACUGGUGCGCUUGCAUCCACGGCUACGCCAGGGACGCCUGGAGCAACUGCCUGCCCAAGAGCGCGGGACUGAGGACCCGGUGCAACUCGGACCGCGACUGCGUCGACCUCGGCGCCAACUGCGUGCUUAGCCACUGCUCCUGUCUGGGCGACUUGGAAGAGCGCAGCGGAAAGUGCGUCGCCAAGACCAAGCCCACGGACGAGCUCCUUAGACGAAGCCUCGUGGCCAAGGUCACUCAGAACGUCGCGUCGCCUCAGUACGCCGCGGCAUUCGCGCUUUCUUCCACGGUGGCUGCUACCCUAGCGCAUUGCUUCCUUCUGAGGCUGCUCACUCCGGAGUGACCAUAGAGAC
This is a messenger RNA of Rhipicephalus sanguineus (brown dog tick), 1543 nucleotides long. RefSeq lists its product as uncharacterized. Bases 1 to 1533 code for a protein of 510 amino acids. Lineage: Eukaryota; Metazoa; Arthropoda; Arachnida; Ixodida; Ixodidae. The record is from RefSeq and is a predicted model, not a curated record. The transcript has a single exon.